ACAGCAGGUCGCAUUGCGCUGUUUGAGUUAUAUACUUUAUGAUGGGUAUGUUGGUGAGGAAAAACCGCCACACACACACAACCACUAUCUUCUCUGUUAUUUAACUAUUUUGAUCCGACUUUUUUGGACCAUUCCGUCGGUCCUGACCGCCUACCGACGAGACACCCUCUCUAACUGACGUCACAGGAUCCGUUCCAACACGGAAACCGUAAUGGAGGGGGCUCGUCGUUAGUCGGUAUUGUUGUGAUGGUCUCCGAUCUCUCAUCUACUUCUAUCCACAACCUGUUACACAGGUUAAAUAAAACGCGUCAAUCUGAAAGAAGACUUAGAAAAAAAAUGUUCAACAAACGAAGCCCUGUCGCUGUGUGACCAAAAUGGAGAAAGUUGACAGAUAAUUCGACCUCUGUAAGUUUAACACGUUUCUUUCCGUUGAUCGAGAUUCCCGUUUGUAGAUCUACAACCAUGAAGUUAGCACGCUGUCUCCUGCUGCUGUUGCUGCUGUCUUGGACCGACUUACAGGUGAAGUCAGUGAGUGUAACUCUACCAGAGUCUCUAUUGUUUGUGUCUACUCUGGAUGGGAGUCUACAUGCUGUCUCCAAGCAGUCUGGAGACAUCAAAUGGACCCUCAAAGAAGAUCCCAUCAUCCAGGUGCCUGUCUACCUUACUGAGCCAGGGUUUCUCCCUGACCCCAACGAUGGCAGUCUCUACGUCCUGGGAGGAAAACACAAGGAAGGACUGAUGAAACUGCCCUUCACCAUCCCAGAGCUGGUCCAGUCUGCUCCCUGUAGGAGUUCUGAUGGAGUCCUUUACACUGGUAAGAAGCAGGAUGUAUGGUUCGUGGUGGACCCCCAGACAGGAGAGAAACAGACCAGCCUCUCCACAUCAUCAUCUGACUCCAUUUGCCCCAAUGCACCACUGCUAUACAUAGGACGAACAGAGUACAUGAUAACGAUGUAUGAUACGAAGACACAGGAGCUGAGGUGGAACGCAACAUACAACGACUACUCUGCCCCGCCGUACGAUGAGAAACACGACUACAAGAUGGCCCAUCUCGUCUCCAGUGGUGAUGGGUUGGUGGUGACCGUAGACAGAGAGUCAGGUGACGUCCUGUGGAUGCAAAACUAUGGGUCACCUGUGGUGGGGGUGUAUCUGUACAGCCAGGACUCUCUGAGACACGCCCCUCACCUGUCAGUUGCCAUGGAGACGCUGCGUUACCUCACCUUCUCGUCCCACGACACACACACCAUGAAGUGGAGCUACCAGUUUGUCACGGAGCAGGCCAGCACACACACACAGCUGGUGCCCACUCUGUAUGUGGGGAAGCUGGAUUCUCACCUGUACGCCUCCACCUCCCUGGUUCACGACGGAGUCUCUCUAGUGCCGCGGGGCUUGACACUGGCGCGUAUCGAGGGACCGGAGACCGAGGAGGUGACGGUUAGAGAGGAGGGAGAGUGUGAGAUCAUCCCGUCUACCGACGUACGAUACCCGCCAGGCUCCACCAACACACUGAACAACCAGUGGCUCCUCAUAGGACACCAUGAGUUACCCCCGGUUGCCCACACCACCAUGUUGAGAGACUUCCCGGUAAACCUGCAGCGUUCCGGUGAUGCCGUUAUCCCGACCCGGUCUCAGAACAACCGCUAUACAGACCAUCCUUUCCAGUCAGUAGGUCAUGGUGGUGGAGGGGGUCGUGGUUCGGGUCCUAGCGGCAGCAGAAGGACCCAAGCAGGAUCAAGAUCAGGGUUGUCCUCUAUCCUGCCCGACUAUAUAUACCAGGACCCUGUUACCGUGGUGAUCCUGUCUCUACUGCUGGGAGGAUGGCUUGCCUUCGCUCUGACUUAUCCACAGCAGCAGAAGGACCAGAGGCAGCAGUUGGACGAAGCUCUGGAAUCCCGCCUCCAACACCUGCUAGACACGCCCUCUUCUGCAGACACACCCCUUUCUCCACCAGACACACCCCUUUCCCCAGGAACCCCCCUUCCUUCUGGAGCCCAGCCCCAGUCUGCAGACUCACAGCCGUCCUCUGUGGACCCUCCUCUCUCUGGCUCGCCCGGUAACAGUAGUGACGCUGUAGCCAGGAACAGAUCUGCUGUAACACGACACACACACGAUGGAGGGAUAGAGGAGGUGGAGGUAGGGAAGAUCUCCUUCUGUCCAUCAGAGAUUCUGGGACAUGGAACAGAAGGAACCUUCGUCUUCCGGGGCCGUUUUGACGGCCGUCGCGUGGCGGUGAAGCGGAUCCUUCCAGAGUGUUUUGACGUUGCGGAGCGAGAGGUCCAACUGCUCCGGGAAUCGGACGAACAUCCAAACGUCAUCAGAUACUACUGCACCGAGAGAGACAAACUGUUCACCUACAUCGCUAUAGAACUGUGUGCUGCUACGCUACAACAGUAUGUGGAAGAUCCGUCGUGCCACGCUGGUCUCAGCCCUGUCACUGUACUACAACAGACCAUGUGUGGUCUCAGCCACCUCCACUCACUAAACAUAGUCCACAGGGAUCUGAAGCCUCGUAACAUCCUGUUGUCUCAGCCAGGGCCCCUGGGGCGGGUGAGAGCGCUGAUAUCAGACUUCGGCCUGUGUAAAAAGAUCCCUGAGGGAAGGACUAGUUUCUCUCUCCGCUCGGGGAUACCGGGGACAGAGGGGUGGAUCGCCCCAGAAGUACUGCUGGACACACCGGGACACAACCCGACCCGUUGUGACCAGGCGGUGGAUGUGUUCUCGGCAGGCUGUGUGUUCUACUACGUGGUCAGUAGGGGGCAGCACCCGUUUGGUGACACGCUACGACGCCAAGCUAACAUCCUGACCGGGGAGUACUUCCUCACACACUUCCUGGAAGACGUGCAUGAUGACGUCAUAGCGCGGGACCUGAUAGAGCGAAUGAUCAACAGCGAUCCAGAGUCCCGCCCGUCCACUUCCUCUAUUCUUAAACACCCGUUCUUCUGGAGCCCUGAUAAGCAACUUCAGUUCUUCCAGGAUGUGAGUGACCGUAUAGAGAAGGAACCUACAGACAGCACCAUGGUGGUGAGGCUGGAGACGGCUGGCAGAGCUGUAGUACGAACCAACUGGAGAAUGCACAUCUCUGUUCCUCUGCAGACAGACCUGAGGAAGUUCAGGACGUAUAAAGGAAACUCAGUCAGAGACCUGCUCCGAGCCAUGAGAAAUAAGAAGCACCACUACCACGAGUUGCCAGCGGAGGUCCAGGAGACGUUAGGGGAGGUGCCUGAAGGCUUCGUUAGUUACUUCACCUCCCGGUUCCCGCGGUUACUGCUACACACACACACCGCGCUCAGCAGCUGUUCACACGAGAGACUUUUCCAACCCUACUACCUGCCCCCCACUGUUAACUAACACACACACACACAGGAAAGGUCGCUGGUUCAAAUCCCCCAGCCGACUAAAGUGAAAAUCUGACAAUG
Molecule: messenger RNA, 3416 nt
Organism: Oncorhynchus tshawytscha (Chinook salmon)
Lineage: Eukaryota; Metazoa; Chordata; Actinopteri; Salmoniformes; Salmonidae
Product: endoplasmic reticulum to nucleus signaling 2
Exons: 23
Coding region: 463-3348 (961 amino acids)
Biological process (GO): IRE1-mediated unfolded protein response; protein phosphorylation; mRNA processing
Cellular component (GO): IRE1-TRAF2-ASK1 complex
Molecular function (GO): protein serine/threonine kinase activity; ATP binding; RNA endonuclease activity
Source: RefSeq, a predicted model, not a curated record